UAAAAAACAAAUUAAUAAUUAAUUGUUUAAUGAUUUAUUGCUCCAAUUAAUUCCUUAGAUUACGACAACAAUAUGCUGUUCAAUUACACCUAAAUGUAUACAUGUGCCGUGUGGUACAACUGCGAAGAGCACGCGCACGUUUUUUUUCGCCUCUGCUGUUCUUGCGUUCAGUCAUUUGCUCUGACGAGGCGACGAAGUAAAUCACCGCGUGUUUCUAAUCGCUGCAACUAGCCUGGCUGCACCAAUUCCGAAGGAGAAAUGUCUGUAACGCAGACGAAACAAAUCAAAUUUUACAACCCAUCGAGUUCCGCGAGCUCCGACAGCGAUGAUCGUUCCGAUGUGACGGAACCGCUCUACGUCGAUCUGGGCAAUGGGACUGUUGGCGGCGGGGAUCUUAACUGCUGCCCGGCCUCGCCCACCACAGUGCCUACCAAGACGGCGCUGGAGUCACCCAUGCGACGCGCCGGGCGGCGACAGCGCACCACCUCGAUUGGCAAUCAGACAACCACCGCAAAUCCGUCCGAGUGCAUUAUACGGGCCAACAAUCGUACUAUCUAUACAGCCGGUCGUCCACCAUGGUACAACUGUGCGGGUCAGCAGGUGGAGCCUUUUGUCAUAGGCAUCUGCGGCGGCAGUGCAUCCGGCAAGACAACUGUGGCCGAGAAAAUCAUAGAAAGCCUGGAUGUGCCAUGGGUAACCCUGUUGUCCAUGGACUGUUUCUACAAGAUCCUGAACGAGAAGCAGCACGAGCAAGCUCUGAUCAACGAGUAUAACUUUGAUCAUCCGGAUGCCUUUGACAUUGAGCUGCUGGUCGAUGUGCUCACAAAGCUAAAGGAGGGCCGCAAGGUGGAGGUGCCGGUAUACAACUUUGUCACCCAUGGCCGUGAGACACAAACGAAGACCAUGUACGGUGCGAAUGUCAUCAUAUUCGAGGGCAUUCUCACCUUUCACAGCCCCGAGGUGCUUAAGCUGCUGGACAUGAAGAUAUUCGUGGACACGGAUCCGGAUAUACGUCUGGCCAGGCGCCUUAAGCGCGACAUCUCACAACGUGGACGCGAACUGAGGGGUGUGCUCAAGCAAUACCUGAACAUGGUGAAGCCUUCUUAUGCCAAUUAUAUAGCGCCAACCAUGGCCCAUGCGGACAUCAUUGUGCCACGAGGCGGCGAGAAUAAAGUCGCCAUUCAUCUCAUUGUGCAGCACGUGCACACCCAGCUGCAACUGCGCGGGUUCAAGCUGCGCGAGACGCUGGCCAACUCGUACAAGGACCAGCCAAUGCCACAUUCUCUGCAUUUACUGGAUCCCACGCCCCAAAUCAAGGGCCUGCACACGUUUAUCCGCUGCCGGAAUACGUCCAGAGAUGAGUUCAUCUUUUAUUCGAAACGCCUUAUACGCCUCGUCAUCGAGUAUGCCCUGAGUCUGUUUCCCUUCAAGCUGACCACCGUGGAGACGCCACAGGGUGUGCUGUACGAGGGCAAGCGCAUGUCCUCGCGAAAGAUUUGCGGCGUUUCCAUUCUGCGUGCCGGCGAGACCAUGGAGCAGGCCGUCUGUGAUGUGUGCAAGGACAUACGCAUUGGCAAGAUCCUCAUACAGACCAAUCUGAAGACCGGCGAGCCAGAGCUUUACUACCUGAGGCUGCCCAAAGACAUAAAAGACUACAAGGUGAUACUAAUGGAUGCCACCGUCGCCACUGGGGCAGCGGCCAUGAUGGCCAUUCGUGUGCUCCUGGAUCACGAUGUGCCCGAGGAUAACAUCAUUCUGGCCUCACUGCUAAUGGCCGAAAUCGGUGUGCACUCCAUAGCCUAUGCCUUCCCUAAGGUUAAAAUCGUUACUUCCGCUCUAGAUCCGGAGAUUAAUAGUAAGUUUUAUGUAAUACCCGGCAUUGGCAACUUUGGCGAUCGCUACUUCGGCACGGAGCCCUCCGACGACUACUAG
Messenger RNA from Drosophila subobscura, 1932 nucleotides. Its product is annotated as uridine-cytidine kinase-like 1. Bases 259 to 1932 code for a protein of 557 amino acids. Gene Ontology annotation, cellular component: cytoplasm. Lineage: Eukaryota; Metazoa; Arthropoda; Insecta; Diptera; Drosophilidae. Gene Ontology annotation, molecular function: ATP binding; kinase activity. The record is from RefSeq and is a predicted model, not a curated record. The transcript is spliced from 7 exons.